AUGGCGUCCUCGUCCAUGAUCACCUUCGCAGCCGCCUUGUGCCUUGUGGCCGCUUCCGCCGUCGCCGUUCCGCCGGCCACCCUCCAGGAGACGUGCCAGAGCGCUGGCGAGCAGGAGGCGCUGUGCGUGCAGCUGCUGUCGUCGACCCCGGCGGCCCAGAAGACGCCGGUGGACACGCCCGGGCUCGCCCAGGCGGCCGUGAUGGCGGCGGGGUCGAACGCGACGGAGACGGCGGCGCACCUGCAACGGCUCUUCGACUCCGAAGACCUCAAGAACAUGAGCCCGGAGCUCCAGCGCUGCGUCGAGGACUGCACCGAGAGGUACCAGUCGGCCGCCAAGUUCCUGGGCCAAGCAUCGGAGAAGAUGACCGCGGGCUCCUUCGAUGAGGCGGGCGUGCUGAUCGACGGCGCGCAGUCGGUGGUGAGCCUGUGCCAGCGGUCGUGCCAGGGGGUGCCGCAGGGGGAGCUCACGGCGUGCACCAAAGGCGUCGACCAACUCUGCACCAUUGCCGCAUCAGUCACUCGGUUGGUCGUUCAGAAGUAAUUAUAACAUCUGGGUUGUGCGAUGUAUACCCAAUUACCCAUCGACAUCGUUCAGCUGGUCAGUUAUUUGAUACUGACGGCCAGCGGCGGAGCUCCCCUUGGGCCAGCAGGGAACGGUGACCUCACCUUUGUUUGCGAUCCUUUCAUGUAUAUAUAGCAGAGAAAUUAGUACGUGUUAGCUUUUGUGGAAACUUGAGGUCUGCCUGGCCAAACAUGAGCCGGGUUAAGACGACAGUUUUUGUAUUUUAUUUAGGGAAAUACACAUUUAAAUGGUGGAAUACUAUGUGUACAUGAGAUUUCUUGUACAAAAAAUGUUACAUUUGGUUUC
Messenger RNA from Triticum dicoccoides, 870 nucleotides. RefSeq names its product pectinesterase inhibitor-like. Gene Ontology annotation, molecular function: enzyme inhibitor activity. Bases 1 to 543 code for a protein of 180 amino acids. The transcript has 2 exons. NCBI's taxonomy places the organism in Eukaryota, Viridiplantae, Streptophyta, Magnoliopsida, Poales, Poaceae. The record is from RefSeq and is a predicted model, not a curated record.